Messenger RNA from Phaeodactylum tricornutum CCAP 1055/1, 817 nucleotides. RefSeq lists its product with no specific name. NCBI's taxonomy places the organism in Eukaryota, Bacillariophyta, Bacillariophyceae, Surirellales, Neidiaceae. The transcript has a single exon. Gene Ontology annotation, molecular function: protein binding. Bases 75 to 767 code for a protein of 230 amino acids. Gene Ontology annotation, cellular component: cytoplasm. The record is from RefSeq and is a predicted model, not a curated record.
CCUACACAAACAUUCCGAACAUAACUGACGACCACAAAAACUGAACACAGUCAACUUUACGAGAGAACGAUAGUAUGAUAGAUAUCUCUGCCACCAUGUCAACGCCACUAUCACCUCGUAUCACAGACAAUGGCCUACAAAAGCAUUGUGCAAGCUUACACGCGGCGGAUUCUUUACCACCUUCCAAGAAGCGACGACUCUCGGAUGAAGAACCAUUCGAGGCUUUAAGUCCUGUUGACGUUGCUCGUAGUAUGCUCUCCAAUGUAAAACAAGGUUUGCGAACAAAGCCAUCUUAUAGUAUCAGUGAUACCGAUCUCGAUGGCUACACCAUGGAAAAAGUCACUGCGAUACGUAACAAGGAUGUUGCCAAGCUACGGAGUAUGCUCACAGACGACGCGGCGUCCUUCAAAGCAUGCAAUCGAAAUGGUGAAACACUUCUGCAUUUGGCUUGCCGACGUGGAGGAGUGGACGUAGUCAAGUUUCUCAUCGACGAGGCCAGCGUUUCGCCGAACGUUGUCGAUGGUCUAGGCCGCUCAGUUCUGCACGAUGUUUGCUGGAAGAGCACCGCAGAUGUGGUACUCAUGAAAACUUUAAUCAGCAGGAUUUCGCCCGAACUCCUGGUCGCGGAAGACAUUCGGGGGCACACUCCUUUUGACUACGCCCGGCGCGAGCAUUGGGCCGAAUGGAACGUGUUUUUGGCAGAAUCCAAAGACUGCAUUCGCUCCAGGCUAGAGCCAGACAGCGAUGCCCUUUACAUGAUUGCGUAAAAAGUGCAUCAUUUCGCAUGUUUACCUUCACAUUUUUGACAAGGCUGUAC